AUGCAAUGCACACGAAUCCUCACAAGGAACAUCCCCCAAGUCCGGCAACGACGCCAACUCCAAAACCCACGCAUGACUCUCGUCGCCAGCCCUGUUCCUAGUCACAACCCCACCAUUGACUCUGAACGUUUACCAUACCGACUCUACGAACUAUCGCUCAAGAAGAUCAGGAAAGAAGCACAUGCUGCCGAGCCAGAUCUACGACAUGUCAUAGCCGGCAUCUCAAUGCAAAAGGUCGUCGCUGGUGCUGUUCAUGAUGAUCUUCUUCAUCGAGUUGAUAUGCUAGAAGAAAAAGCGCCUUGCAGGUUCCCCGUUUUACCUGGUGCCGAUGAGCCCUGGGAACAUGAAGAACUCGCUUCUGAUUCGAGGCAUAAUCCUAAUGCUUGGGAUAUGGAAUCCCUUGAUCAGGCUUUAUGUGAGAUGGAGAUUGCUAGUCAGAAAGGGGAGGUUGCUAAAACCGUUUGUUGGCGGUUAAUUGGGGAGAUGUAA
Molecule: messenger RNA, 489 nt
Organism: Penicillium arizonense
Lineage: Eukaryota; Fungi; Ascomycota; Eurotiomycetes; Eurotiales; Aspergillaceae
Exons: 1
Coding region: 1-489 (162 amino acids)
Source: RefSeq, a predicted model, not a curated record